AUGGAAGGCAAUAGAGCUUUUGGCUUAGUUGAAUAGCUUGCGCGCGCCUAGAACCUCCCUUGGCUUUUGCCAGCUCACUGACCCGAGGUUCUAGUGAAUUACUAUUGUUUGAUCCUGUCUAUCGUUCUGGAGCACGGCUGCACGCGGUGCUUCCAAUUUUUUUUUGACAAUGAUCAAGACACGUCAGCAUUCCCGCCGUCACUCGCGCCGCUGCCAGGUUGGCUAGAGCCUUCGCCACACCCGAUCCACUGCCCAUACCUCUACCGUUAAGCGACUCGGAGAGCACCCACUCGGGAGCCUCCGACCCCGCCUCCGCCGUUACCGUGACCGACUCCGACUCAGACGACGACCGCCGCCGUCCUGCCGCGCGCAGGAUGAGCGAACCGCACGAAGACGCACCCCCUUGCUGGAAAUUGCACGCCCCGUCUUAUUUUUGCCGCACCGACCGCACCUUAUCGGGACUUGGACUCUUCUGGUCUCGCAACGAUCGAUACUUCGAAAAAGAGAAGAUCGAGACAGAUGUCGACAAGAUCGACAUAAUUGGCCAGCUGCUCCUCGACCCAGAGCCGAAGGUGUGGCAUUCCAGUGAUGCCGCAUCACAUGUCAACAAGAAGUACGGCACAUUCCAACGCGAUUUGACAAUUUGCGCGUUGCCGUCCGAUUACAUGUGGCAACACUACCGACGCCUUGACAACUUGCGACAGACGGGUGAUUACCGAGAAUUUUUAACGGCCGCUCGCGAUCUGCAACUGGAACUGGGCGUCAGUCUUGUCAGCGACACUCAGCUGGUCCGCAUGCUCCUGCUCCACAUGGACGAGGAGCUCUCCCAGCGACUCCGACUCUUGGAGGUGAUCAAGGGGACGGGAUUGUCGCCCGACGAACUCGACGCCUCCAUAGUCAAAGCCGACUUGACCACCAGCCCCGCAGUCUUCGAUUACCAGAAGUUCGACGCAGAAGCUAGGCGACUCUGGCAAGUCAUCAGUGCCACCCGCGCCUCCGUGAAGGUGACAGCUCAAGCCUCAGCGAGAACCGUCCGCCCCACGCCUACGCUGCGCACUACCGCCUUGCCGUCUACGCCGCCGCCGUUGUCUUCCAAAACCCGAGCGCCGCCGAUGACCGACCGUGAGCGUGCUUCCUCAGAAGCAAUCAGGGCUGGCCACUUUCAGGACACAUGCACUACCUGGGCGACUUUGACUUGUAAAGUCCCAUUGGGUUGGCGACAAGGUCCCGUAUCCCCAGAGCAAGUUGCAUCUCGAUCCGACGUUGUAGACGAAAUUGACGACAAGGGUGAAGAGCCACACUGCCUGUGCGAUGACGAAUACGACAACGACACGGAUGACGAGAGGUGCGAACCCAUUUCCCUUUCUGUGAAGCUCACAACAGAUGAUGGACCUGCCUUGUGAGCUCUAGUUGACACGGGUGCUUCCGCUUCUUUCAUUGCAGAUAGGGAAGUGGAGAAACUACGGUUGACACGGAGGAAGCUUCAGGUACCCACAUCUGUUAGUGUUGCAAUCCAAAGUCACAGGGUCUCGCAUCCCGUCACUGAAUUGGUGUGUGCCACUUCGUACCCUGAACGGCCGAUGGUCUGCCCAGCACGUCGUUCUGAAGAUUGCGCCAUUGACGUCGUUGAAAGUGGUGUUGGGGCGACCGUUCUUAAAGCGACACGAUAUCCUGGUUGACUGCAAAAGGCGUCGAGUGCUGGCCCCCGAUUCAACCCUACCCGGCAAGUGUAUCGAUCUGAUGGACCGGGGAGAGAAGGGGGAAUGGUCGGAGAGUGCGGUUCAGGCGAGCAUUCGGACCUGUCUCGCUCAUCUCGAAGAGCAGCAAGCGGAAGAGUCGCAAUUGCGAGCACUUGAAGUCGCAUUUCGCAAGGAGUUCUUGGACCGAUUUCCGGCAGACCUCCCGCCGGUCUCGCAGUACGAGUCAAAGGUCCGCCAUCGUAUCGCGCUGAAACCUGGUAUGAAAACUCCGCGGCAACCAACCUACGGCACUCCGAUGCGCUGGCAUGCAGCGUGGCAACGCUUACUGGAUGAUCACCUCGCGGCCGGUCAUCUUCGCCCAUCAUCGUCGGAAUACUCCUCCCCGCCCUUCAUCAUUCCCAAGAAGGGUAUGGACACCGACCCGUCGAUUAUGCCGCGUUGGGUCAACGACUAUCGGAUCCUCAAUGCAGCGACGGUACCAGAUCGCACACCGCUUUCCCUGCCGGACGAGAUUUUGGCCGUCUCAGCUCGGCUGCGCUUCUGGUCCAAGAUCAAUAUGACAAACAGCUUUUUCCAGACAAAGAUGGCUGAGGAGGACAUACCAAAGACCGCGUUGGAAACCCCCUGGGGACUCUUUGAGUGGGUCGUCAUGUAUCACGAAGGACAAAGAUAG
Microbotryum saponariae is the source of this 2373-nucleotide messenger RNA. The record is from the annotation of a GenBank genome assembly. NCBI's taxonomy places the organism in Eukaryota, Fungi, Basidiomycota, Microbotryomycetes, Microbotryales, Microbotryaceae.